Molecule: messenger RNA, 1556 nt
Organism: Pseudopipra pipra
Lineage: Eukaryota; Metazoa; Chordata; Aves; Passeriformes; Pipridae
Gene: COQ2
Product: coenzyme Q2, polyprenyltransferase
Exons: 7
Coding region: 10-1182 (390 amino acids)
Biological process (GO): ubiquinone biosynthetic process
Cellular component (GO): mitochondrial inner membrane
Source: RefSeq, a predicted model, not a curated record
GUCCCGGUUAUGACAAUGGAGCCCGGCUCGCCACAGCCCCGGCCGCGGGCGCUGCGCAUGCGUGGGGUCCCGUCACGGCGCCCCGCCGGGGCCAAGAUGGCGGCAGCGCUGCUGUCGCGGCUGUGCCGGGGCCCCGCCGGGCUCCGGGGCCCCACCUGGCUCUGCGCUGCCCGCCCGCCCCUCGCCGCAGCCCCGCCGCUGUUGCUGUCUCGCCGCCGCCCCUGCGAGCACCCGCGGCCGCGCAGCUUCUCGGCGGCCGAGCUGGUGCGCGCCGCGCCGGGCCCGCUGCAGCCCUACCUGCGGCUCAUGCGGCUGCACCAGCCCGCCGGGACGUGGCUGCUGUACCUGCCAUGCACCUGGAGCAUCGGGCUGGCGGCCGAUCCCGGCUGCCUCCCGGACUGGCACAUGCUGUCCCUGUUCGGCGUGGGGGCCGUGCUCAUGCGGGGCGCCGGCUGCACCAUCAAUGACAUGUGGGAUAGCGACUUUGACAGAAAGGUUGCAAGGACAGCAAGUAGACCCCUGGCAGCUGGAGAUAUCUCCACUUUUCAGUCCUUUGUUUUUCUCGGGGGACAGCUUAGCUUGGCACUCUGUGUGCUUCUGUGUCUGAAUUACUACAGUAUCAUUCUGGGAGCAGCCUCUUUGUCUCUUGUGGUCACCUACCCUCUGAUGAAGAGAAUAACGUAUUGGCCACAGCUGGUUUUGGGACUUACAUUUAAUUGGGGAGCCCUUCUUGGCUGGUCUGCCAUCAAAGGGUCGUGUGAGUGGUCCGUGUGUUUGCCCUUGUACUUGUCUGGAGUCCUGUGGACGCUGGUGUACGAUACCAUUUAUGCACAUCAGGAUAAGAAGGACGACAUCAUGAUCGGUGUGAAAUCAACUGCAUUACAGUUCAAGGAGGAUACAAAACAGUGGCUCAGUGGCUUCAGCCUUGCCAUGCUCCUGAGUUUGUGCGUGGCAGGGAUGAAUUGUAACCAGACGUUCCCGUAUUACUCAGCUGUGGCUGCUGUAGGGGCUCACCUCGCACACCAGAUUUACACUUUGGACAUAGACAAGCCUGAAGACUGUUGGAAGAAAUUUGCUUCAAAUCGUACUGUAGGAAUUCUGCUCUUUACAGGGAUUGUGCUUGGAAAUUUGUGGAAACAAAAGGACUUAAAAAAUGUAGAAGAGCCUUUAGAAAACAGAUAGUUGAAAUUAUUAUAAAUACUGAUAUUUUAGUCCUGCUAAAAUGUAAGUACUGUAAGAAGGAAAAAACUUUUAAUAUAAAUAUAGCUGCUUUAUACUGUUUAUUUAUAAAAGCUGGUGAAAACAUUCUUGUUUCUGAAAUCAUGCAGUUGAGAUUACCCUACAAUGCAAGUUUUGAUUAUCUGUAAAUAACUUCAAUCUCCGCAGAAGCUUCAAUAAGUGAAGCUGCUCUGCUGGUCCUGUGUAGUGUCAAGAGCUUGUGUCAAGCUCUGAAGACCGAAUGCAAGAUUUUAUACAAAACUUAUGUCUCUUAGUGAUGGCACGUGCAAAAAUGCAAAAUUAUUUCAGGAUGUAAAUAAAAUCUGCCUGUACAUGUU